Talaromyces rugulosus is the source of this 606-nucleotide messenger RNA. RefSeq lists its product as uncharacterized. Gene Ontology annotation, molecular function: protein binding. The transcript has a single exon. Lineage: Eukaryota; Fungi; Ascomycota; Eurotiomycetes; Eurotiales; Trichocomaceae. The record is from RefSeq and is a predicted model, not a curated record. Bases 1 to 606 code for a protein of 201 amino acids.
AUGUCUUUUGAUAUGAAUUACACAAUCAAGCCCCCUCCGCUGCCAAUCCGUAGGUAUGUUCCACAUAAUUUGCCCGCAGAGUUUCAAUCUGCACUUGAAGAAGGCCGAGAAGAUGUUGUCCAGGAAUAUCUUGAUGAAGUUGAUCAUAGCUCUAUUAAUGAAUUAUGGGAUUGGAAGUAUAGCAGAGAACUAUUAUUAUCAAUUGCUGCUAUACACGGCCAUACAAAGAUAAUGGAGAUUCUGCUGGAAUGUGGCGCAAAAGUCGAUGCGGUGGAUGGCAAGUUCCAGACAGCAUUAUUUUUGGCAGUGCAACAUUGUCAACUUGAUGCUGUGAAAUUACUUCUUGACCACGGUGCAUAUAUCAAUACAGGUUCUUGUGAAGGUAGAAAUACGCCGCUUGAUUGGUUAGUCGAAGAUGAAAAGAUCCGCAGGGAAAAUCGCUUUGAGUGGUUUCUCGAAAACGACCCUGGAAAAGACCAGAUAAAGGAAAUGUAUGACUAUCUGGUCUCUAAAGGUGCAAAGCGACAGAUUGAUUUCGAUUUAGGGGAGUGUUUUGUUCAUACGUACACUACACUGACCAUUUGGCAUGCGAAUACCGAGACAUAA